UCAUGAAGAGCCACAGGAGGAGCGAGAAGAAGAGGAUUUACUCUGCCAUCUGACAUGUGAAAGAGGAGCAAGGCUUUUAUCAACAGCCGGAUUAUCAACAGCCAGAUUAUCAACAGUCGGAUUAUCAACAGUCGGAUUAUCAGGAUAGGAUGCAACGUUUGUUCUCUGUGGCCCUACUGCUCCUCCUAGUGGUGACGCUCAGCACUGCCAACAGAAGGGCAAAGAACCAUAAAGGUAAACAUGAGAAAAGUGGACAGGCCUCAGAAUGCUCUGCUGCAGAGACUCGAUACGGGAAGUGUGUUCCUGGUCACGGAGACUGUGGAGAAGGACUGCGAGACGCCACCUGUAAGGACCAGACCACCAGGAUCAGCUGCAGAAUCCCCUGCAACUGGAGGAAGGAGAUCAGUGACUGUAAGUACAAGUUUGGAGCCUGGGGACCAUGUGACUCUACCACCAACACCAGGAGUCGUUCAGGGACACUGAAGAAAGCACUGUUCAACGCCGAGUGUCAGGCUACAGUCAAAGUGACCAAACCCUGCUCUCCGAAAGUCAAGAGGACCAGAGGAGAUAAGAAGUCCAGCUAAGGUCUGAUCGAAGACAGAAGGACAAGCUGAGGACAGAAGGACGUUUGUCCCGUUUCCUGCUUCAUCCAAGACAACAACCGAGAGACUCCUCCUCCACAGACCAACGCCCUUCACUCUGGCUCCGCCCAC
Molecule: messenger RNA, 713 nt
Organism: Cynoglossus semilaevis (tongue sole)
Lineage: Eukaryota; Metazoa; Chordata; Actinopteri; Pleuronectiformes; Cynoglossidae
Gene: mdkb
Product: midkine b
Exons: 5
Coding region: 150-584 (144 amino acids)
Molecular function (GO): growth factor activity
Source: RefSeq, a predicted model, not a curated record